Messenger RNA from Hippocampus comes (tiger tail seahorse), 2343 nucleotides. It is a transcript of the gene gabra4, whose product is annotated as gamma-aminobutyric acid type A receptor subunit alpha4. The coding region runs from base 518 to 2197 and encodes 559 amino acids. The record is from RefSeq and is a predicted model, not a curated record. Lineage: Eukaryota; Metazoa; Chordata; Actinopteri; Syngnathiformes; Syngnathidae. Gene Ontology annotation, cellular component: membrane. The transcript is spliced from 9 exons. Gene Ontology annotation, molecular function: extracellular ligand-gated monoatomic ion channel activity; GABA-A receptor activity. Gene Ontology annotation, biological process: gamma-aminobutyric acid signaling pathway; monoatomic ion transmembrane transport; chloride transport.
GAUAAAGUUUUGCAAAGAAACGCAGACGGGAGGACGCCUUCUAUGCGUAACAUGGAAAGCAGCAGGAGAGGUCACCGCCACAUUGUCAGGAAGCUCCAAAUGCUGAGCUGAGUGUUGAGAGGACGAAUAAAUAUUCGGAUCAUUUUAAGUGCCACUUUCCGUUAUGUUGUGAAAGUCAGGGUCGUGUAAAGCAUUGUUUGACCAAAGCAUGUUUGAGAGAGAGAAAACAAGGAAACAGCACAGGCAAGCUGUAAGGAAGGGAGGGUGGCACGUAUAAGCGAAGUGAGUGAAGGAGAAGGCGGAUUUGCAAAUGUAAAGAAAAGGAGCAGCAGCUGAAAUUCAGGCUGGAGGGAGGUGCGACCGGGCUUGAAGGCGCGUCCGAGGCGGCGGGGAGACCGCGGCCGGCAGAACUUGCUGCGUCCGCGCGCCGCUCCAUCUGACCUCUCCUCGUUCUCCUCCCCGAAGAGGCACCUGGAAGUGAGGAGAUGUGAAGAAGCUUGAAGUAUGGCAUGCGAAGAUGAUUUCUGCCAAUACGAAGGAGAUGGUGACGGCGAUGCGCACCGUUUUUAUUUUUAUAACUCUCCUCUACUUUUUCUUUUUGACGACGUGUGUUAAGAGCGCCACAGGACAGACAAGGAAGGAUGAAAGGAUCUAUCCGGAGAAUUUUACGCGGAUUUUAGACCGACUUCUGGACGGGUACGAUAACAGGCUGAGACCUGGAUUCGGAGGUCCCGUGACUGAGGUCAAGACAGACAUUUAUGUGACAAGUUUUGGUCCUGUCUCAGAUGUUGAAAUGGAGUACACAAUGGACGUGUUCUUUCGACAGACGUGGGUGGACCGCAGGUUAAUGUAUGAGGGCCCGAUUGAGAUUUUGAGGCUGAACAACUUGAUGGUGACCAAAGUUUGGACGCCAGACACUUUCUUCAGAAACGGCAAGAAGUCAGUGGCCCAUAACAUGACGGCGCCCAACAAACUGUUCCGCAUUAUGAAGAAUGGAACCAUUCUCUACACAAUGAGAUUGACAAUUAGUGCAGAAUGUCCCAUGAAGCUUGUGGACUUCCCCAUGGAUGGACAUGCGUGCCCCCUCAAGUUUGGAAGCUAUGCCUAUCCCAAAACAGAGAUGAUCUAUACUUGGACCAAAGGGCCUGAGCACUCUGUGGAGGUCCCUCCCGAGUCGUCUAGCUUGGUUCAGUAUGAUCUCAUCGGCCAGACGGUCUCCAGUGAAACCAUCAAAUCCAUCACAGGUGAAUAUGUGGUGAUGACGAUCUUCUUCCACUUGAAACGGAAAAUGGGCUACUUCAUGAUUCAGACAUAUAUCCCUUGCAUAAUGACAGUCAUCCUGUCCCAAGUGUCCUUCUGGAUAAAUAAAGAGUCGGUGCCGGCGCGCACAGUUUUCGGUAUCACCACCGUGCUGACAAUGACGACUCUCAGCAUCAGCGCUCGCCACUCCCUCCCCAAGGUGUCAUACGCCACGGCGAUGGAUUGGUUUAUUGCGGUCUGCUUCGCCUUCGUCUUCUCCGCCCUCAUUGAGUUUGCCGCCGUCAACUACUUCACCAAUGCGCAGCUGGAACGGGCCAAAAAGAAGCCGGCCAAAUGCCCCCCUGGACCUCAAAGCACACCAGUCAAGGUCAAGGAGACGGAGGAAGUACUGCAGCAAAACCCAGACACUAAUGGUAACCUGAGGAAGCGGAUGAAUUACAUUUCCCACCAAGACUCGCGCAACCAACAGCGAGCCCAAUCCACGAGCAACAUUUCGGCAAUCGGAAGAGCCCGACCGCCCAGACCUUUAAACAGCCGCGUCAACGGAAGCUCGUCCACCCUCUCUUGCUCCAACCCCAAAUCCGAGAGCGUGCUCAGCGUGGCUUCAUCAUCGGAAGAAAAACAGCUUGUGAAAAACACGCCUCAGGCUGCCGCUUCCACGCCAGACGUGACGGCGGGGACGCCGUGCAAGCAAAACACCAGCUCCGCUUCCUUGCAGCAUCUGCUGGGGCCCAAACUGGAGCGCCUCCAGAUGAUGGGGAACAAAGUAGAGCUGAAACAGACACCGUGCUCCCAGCCCACUACUGCUGGGAUGGGCGGAACCAGCAAAAUUGACAAGUAUGCACGGAUCCUCUUUCCAGUGUCCUUUGGGGCAUUUAACAUGGUAUACUGGGUGGUUUACUUAUCCAAGGACACCUUGGUAGCAAAAGCAGGCUAGAGUCUGGCAACAAGCAUGAAGCACCAUUUUGUUUCACAGAUGGGACGUGAAGAAGGAAUAUCAGAAACAUGAGGAAUAUGCUGCCAAAAACAUAAUAACGUUCAUAUCCGCAGAGAACAAAUGUUUUUUUUUUUUUUUUAUAAACA